CGCCUCCCGCAGCCCCGGGAGCCGCGUCCCAGGGGACCGCAAAGGAGUCCUCGCUUCCCGGGACCCGCUCCCAAAGGAGCCCCCCGAGACCCGCUUCCCAAGGGAGACUCGCACCCCAAAGGCGCCCCCGCUGUCCCGGCGAGCAAAACACCAAAGGGAAAAGGCUUCUCGUCCUCCGCUUCUGCUCUCAGUUGGGGUUUGAUUUGCAUCAUCUCCCGAGCCCAUUAGGAGAAAUAAAUAAAUAAAUAAAUUAAAGGAAAAAAAAAAAAAAAAGAGAAAAGGCAAACCAAACCCACACAAAACAUGUUGUGCGGAAGGACUUCCACUCCCUGGCUGUGCUGUUAAGGAUCAGGAAGAGCCUUUGGGGGCUGCAGGAUCUCACUAGGCUGAUGCUGCUGCUCAAGGAUUUGGUGCAGGGAGACAAAACUGCUGCCUCUUCCAUCCGCUGAUCUCAACAUCUGCAUUUUCCUGCUGCUGUGCUCCCUCUCACACCCUCUCUCCAUGGACUGAUUUUUUGGAUUUUUUUUCCCCCCCUUUUUUUUUUUUUGGGUGGGGAGGGGGGAAGGACGAGCAGAAAAUCGAGGCAUCGCGUGGAGAGGAGUGAAAUUGCCCUUUAUAUCUCGCGUUCUGGGGGGAUCUCUUUUGGAGGCGAAGCUUUUUUGGAAAAGAAAACAUGACGUCGCCAGCAAAAUUCAAAAAGGAUAAGGAGAUCAUAGCCGAGUAUGACACUCAAGUUAAAGAGAUCCGUGCCCAAUUGGUAGAGCAGCUGAAAUGCCUUGACCAACAGUGUGAGCUUCGGGUCCAGUUACUGCAGGACUUGCAGGAUUUCUUCCGCAAGAAGGCAGAGAUUGAGAUGGAUUACUCAAGGAAUUUGGAGAAGUUGGCUGAGAGAUUCCUGGCUAAAACUAGGAGCACCAAAGACCAGCAAUUCAAGAAGGAUCAGAACGUGCUGUCGCCAGUGAACUGCUGGAACCUGUUGCUCAAUCAGGUGAAGAGGGAGAGCAGGGACCACACCACCCUCAGUGACAUCUAUCUCAACAACAUCAUCCCUCGCUUUGUGCAGGUCAGCGAGGACUCAGGACGCCUCUUCAAGAAGAGCAAGGAAGUGGGAUUGCAGCUCCAGGAAGACUUGAUGAAGGUCUUGAAUGAACUCUACACGGUGAUGAAAACCUACCACAUGUACAACGCCGACAGCAUCAGCGCCCAGAGCAAGCUGAAGGAGGCCGAGAAGCAGGAGGAGAAGCAGAUUGGGAAGUCUGUGAAGCAGGAGGACAAGCAGACCCCCCGCUCCCCGGACUCCACCUCCAACGUCAAGUUCGAGGAGAAACACGUCCGGCGAAGCUCCGUCAAGAAAAUCGAGAAGAUGAAGGAGAAGCGCCAGGCAAAGUACACAGAGAACAGGCUGAAGGCCAUUAAGGCAAGGAAUGAGUAUCUGCUGGCCCUGGAAGCCACCAAUGCCUCGGUGUUCAAGUAUUACAUCCACGACCUGUCUGAUCUCAUUGAUCAGUGCUGUGACCUGGGGUACCACGCCAGCCUCAACAGAGCCCUGAGGACGUUCCUGUCGGCCGAGCUGAACCUGGAGCAGUCGAAGCACGAGGGGCUGGACGCCAUCGAGAACGCCGUGGAGAACCUGGACGCCAACAGCGACAAGCAGAGGCUGAUGGAGAUGUACAACAACGUCUUCUGCCCCCCCAUGAAGUUCGAGUUCCAGCCACACAUGGGUGACAUGGAGUCCCAGCUGUGUGCCCAGCAGCCAGUCCAGAGUGAGUUGGUGCAGAGGUGUCAGCAGUUGCAGUCCAGGUUAUCUACACUGAAGAUUGAAAAUGAAGAGGUUAAGAAGACCAUGGAAGCCACUCUGCAGACAAUCCAGGACAUUGUCACCAUAGAGGACUUUGAUGUCUCGGACUGUUUCCAGUACAGCAACUCCAUGGAGUCUGUGAAAUCCACUGUCUCAGAAACCUUCAUGAGCAAACCCAGCAUUGCCAAGAGAAGGGCGAACCAGCAGGAGACAGAGCAGUUCUACUUCACUAAAAUGAAGGAGUACCUGGAAGGCAGGAACCUGAUAACGAAGCUCCAAGCCAAGCACGACCUUCUCCAGAAGACCCUGGGAGAAAGUCAGCGGACUGACUGCGCCCUAGCCAGUGGCAGGCGCAGCUCCACCGUGAGGAAGCAGGAUUCCUCCCAAGCCAUUCCCUUGGUUGUGGAGAGCUGCAUCCGAUUCAUCAGCAGGCACGGUUUGCAGCAUGAAGGAAUAUUCCGGGUGUCUGGGUCACAAGUUGAAGUGAACGACAUAAAAAAUGCAUUUGAGAGAGGGGAAGAUCCCUUGGCUGGGGACCAGAAUGACCACGACAUGGAUUCAAUAGCAGGAGUCCUGAAGCUCUAUUUUCGAGGGCUGGAGCACCCACUCUUCCCCAAGGAUAUCUUUCAUGAUCUGAUUGCCUGUGUCACAAUGGAUAAUUUACAGGAGAGAGCCCUGCACGUCCGGAAGGUGCUGCUGAACCUGCCCAAGACCACCCUGAUUGUGAUGAGAUACCUCUUUGCAUUCCUCAAUCAUUUAUCUCAGUUCAGUGAAGAAAACAUGAUGGAUCCCUACAAUUUAGCCAUCUGCUUUGGGCCAACGCUGAUGUCAGUGCCUGAAGGUCACGACCAAGUCUCUUGCCAGGCUCAUGUCAAUGAAUUGAUCAAAACCAUCAUCAUCCAACAUGAGAACAUCUUCCCAGGCCCAAGGGAGCUGGAGGGUCCAGUCUAUAGCAGAGGUGGAAGCACAGAGGAUUACUGUGAGAGUCCCCAUGGAGAGAGAGCCUCCACAGAAGACUCGGUGCAGGACGUCACGGCCGAGCACCACACCAGUGAUGAUGAGUGUGAGCCCAUAGAAGCAAUAGCAAAGUUUGACUACCUUGGCAGGACAGCACGAGAGCUGUCCUUCAAAAAAGGAGCCUCCCUCCUGCUCUACCAGCGGGCCUCGGACGACUGGUGGGAGGGACGGCACAACGGGAUCGACGGCCUCAUCCCCCACCAGUACAUCGUCGUCCAGGACACUGAGGAUGGAAUCUCAGAAAGGUCCAGCCCGAAGUCUGAAAUAGAAAUAAACUCUGAGCCACCGGAAGAAAAAGUGACAGCCAGAGCUGGUGCCAGCUGCCCGAGCGGGGGGCACGUCGCAGAUAUUUACCUUGCAAACAUCAACAAGCAAAGAAAGAAACCAGAGUCAGGCAGCAUCAGAAGAGCCUUCCGUCAAAGUGACAGCCAUGGACUAGGUAGUUCACUGGCAGAACCAGCCUCCCCCGGAGCCAUAGCCGGUUCCAGACCCUCAUCUCAGCCCAUUAUGAGCCAAAGUCUUCCCAAGGAGGUUCCAGAUAAAUGCUCCAUCAGUGGCCACGGCAGCCUCAAUUCCAUCAGCCGACACUCGUCGCUGAAGAACAGGAUCGACAGCCCCCAGAUCCGGAAAACUGUCACAGCAGGGAGGUCCAAGAGCUUCAACAACCACCGGCCCAUGGACCCCGAGGUCAUUGCACAGGACAUUGAAGCCACAAUGAACUCUGCUCUGAACGAGCUGCGGGAGCUGGAGAGGCAGAGCAGCGUCAAGCACACGCCGGACGUUGUCCUGGACACCCUGGAGCCCUUGAAAACGUCCCCCGUGGUGGCCCCCACCUCGGAACCCUCCAGCCCUCUGCACACCCAGCUCCUCAAGGACUCUGAGCCGCCCUUCCAGCGCAGUGCCAGCACGGCCGGGGACAUUCCGUGCACCUUCCGGCCCGUCAAGUCCGUCAAAAUGGCCACGCAGGUGAAACCUCCGGCCACCCGCCCCAAACCCGCCGUGUUCCCCAAAACCAACGCCACGAGCCCCGGCGUGGCCUCCUCCGCGUCCCAGCAGCCCCCUGACAAGUCCUGUACUGUGUGAUGAACUCGGUGCUGCUCCGUGGAGACGGCUCUUACCCCUUCGGAUGGAGAGACUCUGUUACACAAAGACGUUAAAAUUCCUAUUUAAGUGAUUUUUUUUUUUUUUUUUUUCCGAACUGAAGGUUUAGUUGUGAAACUGCCGCUCGCUCUUCCCGGGAGCUCUUCCCGGGAGCGAACUGAGCGGUAACAACCUCGUCCCACGUCCCCACAUGGCUGAUGUGUGUGGGGCAAAGCGGUUCCUGCCACGCUCGGGGAAACCCGGAGUCGGGUCACUGUGAAGCUGAGCAGGAAAACACACACAGGAGGGAUGAGUUGGAUCUUGGUUUCUGGUUGAUGCCUUGUCCAUGUGUUUGGCCACUGAAAGAAACACUCAGUGGCAUCCUGUUUUUGGAUACUGGUGUAGUGACUUAUAUAUUCUGUGUUUCAUUUACCACAGGGAAACAAUAGGAUAGAUUUUAGUCUCUUGCAUGUUUUGGUGCCACUGGUUACGUGGAGCUUGGACAUGCCUGUUUCUUGUGCAUUAUUAUUAUUAUUAUUAUUAUUCUGUCGCCCGCCGGUGCCAUGGUGGUUUAAGGGUCUGUCUCGACUUCCAUCACAUCCUCUGGUUUUGUUUGUUUGCUCCCCCUUCCUUCCCCCUCCCCGGGGCCAAAGCCCUUGGCCAUCCAGCCUCAUGCUUUAGUUGACACUUGUCAUGAAAAAUAGUUUACUCUGGAACACUCUUAGAUUUUUGUGGAGUUCUACGUAAUGUGUGUCUGUGCAAAUAUAAACAAACGUGCUCCUGAGGUUUAGGAGCAUAACAAAGAGCCCAGUUGUUGCUUAUGGACAAUCGAGCUGGUUUUUCCCCCCUUUGCUCUCCCGUAUUUAAAAACAGCUUUAUUGUUUCAGCGUGACUUCCAGCCCGUGGGCUCUGAUGUGCUGUGUGCUCUCGGGAGACUGAAUGUAAAAAACAAGUUCACUUGGAAAACUCAAGCAUCCCCUGGUAGGAGCCCACUUCCUAACGCACACAAUCCUCGGUCUGAUCACUCGUCAGGAUGGAUCCUCACCAAAAUCCCAGUGACAAGCACUGUAAAAAAAAAAAAACAAAAAAACAAACUUCGCUCCGAAGUUCUCAAACUUCCUACCUUCUCCCUCUUUCUGGUUGCCAACGCUUCGGUCGGUGGCCGUGACCGCCGCGACUCGAUUUAGGGAUCUCUGCUCUUAUAGAGCAGGGCAGGAAACGCCGCUGGGGACAGUGAUGUGACAGCACACGUGGCUUCUGGAGUGGCUUCCCUGCGUGUCCCUUGGCGUGGCUCCUCCCUAGGACUCGGACAUGUGAAUGGAUUCGUAGUAUUUGUAUUUAUCUGUAGGCAGCAAACGCUCCAGCUGCCCACAGGCUGCAAGGACUCUUUUGUACUCCUCUGGGAAUUCUCCACAAUGCUCAUGUUUAUUUAAUUUAAUAAUAAUAAUAAUUAAAAACAAACAAACAAACAAAAAACCCACAACAAAGGCAUGUGCCACUUGCAGCGCUAAGGAAGAUUCACAGCCCUGGCUGACCCUGGUUCUCCUUGUUCCUAAACUUUUCUGGGAUGUUAAAACAAGCUGCACAUCUUAUGUGUUCAUCAGACAAAUUCAGGCAAGGGCAAGAUAAGAAAAAUCAUUUUUCUCGCCCGUUUAGCUGAGUUUCUUUCCAGUUUGUGGGUUCCUCGUGACUGCGAUGUCGGUUUAAUUGGCACUUAGUAAUUAAAAAAGAAGAAACGAAACGUGCUUUUCUAAGAAGGGCUGCUGAAAUGGGUUUUUUCUCGUUAAUUUAGGAUGUUACUUGGAAAAAUGGAGCAGGGUUUUCCUGUGUCCCUGCCCGUCCCCACACGCACACACCCCCCUCUCUCUACAGGAGCAAUCAAUCCAUAUUAAUGAUGGCUUUUCAAAACACCAACUUCCUCUCUGCCCUAAAUUAAGAAAAUUGUGGAACACUGGAAAGAUUUCAGUGAGAACACUCUUUGUUAUCCAUUUCUCCUCAGCUUUCCCUGGGGAAGCCCCAUGGUACGUGUGUGACUGUCACUGGACCUCACAGAAGAUCCCAAGGGCGCGACCGGCGACCUUUGCUCUCAGGUUCUGAUGGACUUCUACCACCAAGGAAUCACUUGUUCUUUUGGGGAAAAAUAGAAUUAAUUAGACUUGUAAUUUUUUGCUCAGGCAGAACUUGCUGGCAUUUCCUUUUAAGUAGGAAUUUUUUUGGUUUUCUUUUUUUUUUUUUUUUGGUCAUAAAUGACCAAAGUUAAUCUGUAUCAGGAGCAGGAUCUCUGUAAAUCGACUUCAACUCAUUUGUAAUGCCUUAUUUUCUUUCUAUUUUUAUGCCUAGCGUUCAUGUUUCUAAGAAUAAGUGUCCAGCCACGCACAGCACAUUGGAGGAGAUGCUCUUCUCUAUCUUCCAGGUCUGAAGUGUGAAAUUAGGAGAUUUAAACAACAACAGCAACAAAAAAAAA
Pipra filicauda (Wire-tailed manakin) is the source of this 6359-nucleotide messenger RNA. RefSeq names its product SLIT-ROBO Rho GTPase activating protein 2 (gene SRGAP2). Bases 674 to 3898 code for a protein of 1074 amino acids. Gene Ontology annotation, biological process: negative regulation of cell migration; signal transduction. The record is from RefSeq and is a predicted model, not a curated record. NCBI's taxonomy places the organism in Eukaryota, Metazoa, Chordata, Aves, Passeriformes, Pipridae. Gene Ontology annotation, molecular function: protein binding. The transcript is spliced from 23 exons. Gene Ontology annotation, cellular component: cytoplasm.